AUGGAGCCUGCGCAACGCCUCCCAGGUCAGAGGAUCCAGAAGCCUGCUCUCAAGCUUUUGAAGGAGUCCAAGGCUGACCCAGCUGCCUGGUUCCAUGUCCAAGAGCUGCACAAGGCUCUGAAAUUCCACAAGCUCACUGACAAGAAGGAGGUGCCCAAAUAUGAUUUUUGGAGCCUUAGCAUGUAUUGGCAAACCAAGAGGGUGGGGCUGCUCCAGAAGCAGGAGUCGGGCUUUGUCCAUGUCACGUCCUUCGGGUGCACUUGGUGCAAGAACAUUGCGAUGUGUGCCCACGCAGCCCGUAUGUUUAUCAACUUCGUUGGUGGUGACAAACCGGUGGCAAAGUGCAAACCCCUUGAUGACGAGGUGGUUGUGGCUUAUUUGGACUCCUUGACGGAGCUUGUGAAGGCUGUUGGAAUUGCUGAUUCCCUCGGCUUGAGUUUGGAGGACAUCGAAAUUUAA
Messenger RNA from Durusdinium trenchii, 459 nucleotides. The record is from the annotation of a GenBank genome assembly. Lineage: Eukaryota; Dinophyceae; Suessiales; Symbiodiniaceae.